Prunus dulcis (almond) is the source of this 3888-nucleotide messenger RNA. RefSeq lists its product as uncharacterized. The transcript has 5 exons. The record is from RefSeq and is a predicted model, not a curated record. Bases 336 to 3665 code for a protein of 1109 amino acids. Gene Ontology annotation, cellular component: intracellular membrane-bounded organelle. Lineage: Eukaryota; Viridiplantae; Streptophyta; Magnoliopsida; Rosales; Rosaceae. Gene Ontology annotation, molecular function: phosphatidylinositol phosphate binding.
UCGACAUUGUCGAAAGCUACCAGUUUUACACAACUCCACCUGAAACUGAAAACUACCUUCUUUUUUCAUCAUCAUCUUCAUCUUCAAUUCAGACUUCGUUUGUCUCUCUCUGCCGACCUCCCGCCUCUUACUCAAUCCUCGCUGCUACUAAAUCUCAAACGCUGAACUCACUUCACAAUCCGGGCUGCCAUCAACUGCGGUCAUUUCCAUCGGAACUCCGUCGUCCAAUCGUAUCAAGGUCGUCGAUUCCUCCCAGGUCUACUUCUGACUCUUCCGACUCUUCUCUCUCAAUUUCAUCUGUAAAGAACUCGAAUUUAUGAUUCAUUGACUCUCCAAUGAUCAAUGGAGAGACGACUGCCGAGGCCGCCUCUCCCGAUCCGUCCCUUUCUUUCGAUCGCAAAUCGGACGGUGACGGUGGCGAUGCCUCGCCCCGAUCGCCUCCGUCGCGGUACUCGUCGUUCGGCGAGUCCGAGUACGAGCGCUAUUGCAGCGCCAACUCGGUUAUGGGCACGCCGAGCAUGUGCAGCACAAUCACAGUAUUCAAUGAUUUUCCGGAGCCCGAAUUCGGGUCGCUAAAAAGUUCGGGUUUUGUGGACGAGAGUGGUGGUUUGGAUAAUUUUAGUUUGGGAGGGAGGAUUGAGAGAAAUCGAGAGGAUCGGAGAGUUUCAGGUAGUGAUAGGAUUGAGUUUUGUAAGGAGGAUGAUGGUAUUGAAUGUCGGCGGAAUACAAACUAUGGGUCUAGUGGGUUGGAAUUGUAUGGCAAUGAGGAUGCUCAUGGAGUUGAUGGUUUAGAUGAAUUGAUGUCUUGGAAGCUUGAGAGUGGAUCGUCGGGUUUAAGGGGGGUUUCACAAUUGAAGUAUGGUUCGGAUAAUAGUGAUGAAGACAGUGAAAAGGGCAUGGAAGUGCAGAGAGGAUUUGUAGGAAAAGGGAAAGAUAGUGCUGAAUUUGAACGUGUGGUGGCCAGGAUUGAAGAGUUUGAUGGGGUAAAAAUGGAGUUCUGUACUUCGGAAUUUGAUGGAAGAGAGAUUGAUAGGGAAGAAGGAACCUCAUCUAGAAAUGAGUACUCAGAGGAUGAGGGGUCUAUCUAUGGUUCAGAUGAUGAGAAGAGUGGCUUUAGUCAACAGAGGAAUGUGCACUAUCAUCAGCAAGCAAAACCAGAGAAUGAAAAUCCGUUUCUUAUCAACUCAUCUGUAGCCUUUGGUUCGGAUGAUUGGGAUGAUUUUGUGCAAGAAAGCCAUGGAAGUAAUAUAGCUUCUUUAGCUAGGAAUGUGUUCCGGCACCAGAUAGAACAGAAGGUUGAAACUGAAAGGAAAGUUUCAAAUUCCACUUCCCUCGCUUCAGUCGAGCGUCAGAGUACAUGUCAGACUGAGCAGGGAAAAUAUGUGACAAACGUGCCCACAGAAAACGAACUAGUUCAAGCUGAUAAGAAAUUGGCAGAAAAUGUUAAUAGUUCCAUGGUCCCUGCUAGUUCUCCAAAUAUUAUUGAAACAGAAAGAGUAGAAGAUGUGAGGGACAUUCCUGUGGCCAGUUAUCAAGUCCAAGCUAUUGAUGAUCCGAUUGAAUUUACCGAAAGUUCUUUUACAACCCCAACUGGUUUUCAAAAUGUUCAAGAACCAGAGCAAGAAGGUUCAAGAGACAUUCCUUUGACCAAGAAUCAAAAUCCAGGUCCUGACGAAGCAGCAAAAGAAAGUCCUGAUGAAAAUGGUUUAAACAUUAUGGAUGAUGGCAUUUCUAAUGAGCAUACACGUGUGAAUGCUGGGGAUGUCAUUGGGAUUGAUGAUGGUCAAGAUUUAGGAAACAAAAAUUUGGGGAAUCUAAAAGUUAAACCAAAUCCCCUUUCUGAUAUAUCAACUAAUCAGCUUAGCAUCUAUGCAACCAGACCUCCUGGAAAUAUGAAGGGGAAAUUCCUUGUAGACGAUAAGCCAAGCAUGCCGACAUCAAUUUUUGAAACUAAAAUGAGGGAAAGUUCUGUUUCAGAAGAUCUCUUUGAAAACUAUCCUAAGCCCGUUAAGACAGAUAAUUUUGAGCUAAAUGAAUUCUACGAUGAGGUUGUUAAUGAGAUGGAAGAAAUUCUGCUCGACUCUGCUGAGUCCCCAGGGGCAAGGUUCGCUCAUGGUAACAGGAUUUUACAGUCACAGCAAUCUCUACCGUUAAGAGAUGGUGGAUCGACUGCUUCUACUUCUGGCACAGAUGAUGCUUACUUGUUCAAUCAGAAUUCAUUGAGAAUUGAUGGGGUCGAAGUGGUAGGUGCAAGGCAGAGGAAGGGAGAUGUCUCAUUCAGUGAAAGACUGGUGGGAGUGAAGGAAUAUACUGUGUAUAUAAUAAAAGUGUGGAGUGGCAAGGAUCAAUGGGAGGUUGAACGUCGAUAUCGUGAUUUCUAUACACUCUAUCGUCGAUUGAAAACAUUGUUUGCUGACCAUGGCUGGAAUCUACCUUCUCCCUGGUCUUCUGUAGAAAAGGAAUCCAGAAAGAUUUUUGGAAAUGCAUCUCCUGAUGUUGUUGCAGAGAGAAGUGUUCUCAUUCAAGAGUGUCUGCAAUCCAUUCUCCAUUACAGGUUCUUUUCCAGUCCACCGAGUGCAUUAAUAUGGUUUUUGUCUCCUCAAGAUUCAUUUCCUAGCUCCAUGGCAUCAAAUAUGGCCGACUCUAAUACUAAAAGGGCAUACACUGAAAACUUUUCCACUUUAGGAAAGACCAUAUCACUUAUUGUUGAAAUUCGACAAUACAAAUCUUUGAAGCAGAUGCUAGAAGCACAACAUUAUACUUGUGCUGGAUGUCACAAGCAUUUUGAUGAUGGAAAGACUUUGAUACGGGAUUUUGCACAGACAUUUGGAUGGGGCAAGCCUCGACUUUGUGAAUAUACUGGUCAAUUAUUUUGCUCGUCGUGCCAUACAAAUGAAAUUGCAAUCAUACCAGCAAGGGUGUUGCAUAACUGGGACUUUACUCAGUAUCCAGUUUCGCAGUUGGCUAAAUCUUAUCUGGAUUCCAUACAUGACCAGCCCAUGCUUUGUGUCAGUGCUGUUAAUCCAUUCCUUUUCUCAAAGGUCCCAGCCUUGCUUCAUGUUAUGGGUGUCAGGAAGAAAAUUGGCACCAUGCUUCCUUAUGUUCGUUGUCCAUUCCGGAGGUCAAUCAACAAAGGACUUGGGUCUCGGAGAUAUCUUCUAGAAAGCAAUGAUUUUUUUGCACUGAGAGACCUCAUUGAUCUUUCAAAAGGAGCCUUUGCAGUGCUCCCUGUGAUAGUUGACACUGUCUCAAGGAAAAUUCUGGGCCAUAUAACUGAGCAGUGUCUCAUAUGCUGUGAUGUGGGAGUCCCCUGUGGUGCACGACAAGCAUGCAAUGACCCUUCAUCUCUCAUUUUCCCUUUUCAGGAGGAUGAGAUUGAAAGGUGUCCAUCUUGUGAAUCAGUAUUCCACAAGCAUUGCUUCAGAAAGCUCAUGGACUGCAUGUGCGGGGCACACCUUAGGGUGGACGAGCCGGCACAACUCAUUAAGAGGGCAACCUCUGGGGUUGGUGCUGAGAUCAGUGGGCUUCUAGACUUGUUUGGAGGAGGGUCAAGUUCUGGAUUACUCUCUGGCUUAUUUUCGAAGGUGAAGCCAGAGAAGCCAAGGGAGCAUAAAGACGGUGACAAUGUGAUUUUAAUGGGUUCUUUGCCCAGCACUUCCUUAUAAUUCUUCUGUAUCUGCAUUGUAUCAUAUAUGCAUUUUGGCUUGAUUUGGAAUGUAGAAACUUCAUUCAUUGCACCUUUUGAUGUUAAAUAAUCAAAACUGGACAUCCCAACUUUGUUGUAGCUAAAUUCUUGAGGUUGGGCAAGAAUAUAUUCUUUUUGGCUGGCCCCUUUUUGUAAUGUAGAUGCUAGUCAAUAUAAGUGCUGUCUCUUUCAUUUGCUUGCUA